CACGUGCAGUGCACAGUUUCACCUGCUAUAAAGAGAAAAGCAUAUAGAGAGAGGGUUAUAAAGAAGUUAGAUUCAGUUAAUUGCAUAGACAUGUAUAACCUCUAGCAAGGGAUGAGAAUACCUUAACCCAACGACACAUCCAGCACAAUGGGUAGGACUGGCAUGUUUGGCGCCUCAGGCUGGCUCUCUACCACCAGAGCAGGUCACUUCACAUCCUAUACAUCCAAGAGAGAAAUCAUCUCUUUAUACACAUUGCUAAGGCUCUGUGAUUUAGUCUACCACUGGAAUAACAUUGUGACCUUGACUGAAAUAGCUACGGUAUCAACAAUGUCCUAUAUAUCUCCUACUUUAAUGUCAUCGCUAAUUAUAGGAACAAUGGCCCUCCCUGCCUUAUGAGUGAUAGUCACGCGGCGUUCUGCCUGCGCCGUGCUUCCCACGCUGUGAAGAAGGAGGACGUUUACAGUAUUGGACCACAUAGCGUAAUCUGCGCAUUGUAAUUACCCUGAUUGAUGAGCACUCAAGAACCUGGGCUCGUUUGAGUGGUAAGGCGAAUGUAACCGACUGUCAAAAGUCGGACACUACCCACAGGACACAGACCUCAAUUCAACUCCACGUUGGUUCAAAUGAUGUAGAAGCUAUGGGCAAUGCCUACAAAUAAUUUGUUCCUUUAACAUGGUGGGAUCAGUUUGCGCCUGUAAAAAUAAUUAUGUGAGAAAUGGCGGAGGUAACCCAUUUAACUUGUAUUUUUUAUCCGUUACAUUGACAUUUUACUGCAAAAGUAAUGUUUAUGUGCGCUACGUCAUCAUGCACAGCCUUUUAUCUGCAACAAAUCAAUUUGAUAGAAACACAUCUCUGGUAGGAAAAUGCACAUACUGUUUUUAUGCAGAUUUUCGAACAUUCACAUUAACAUCUGUCGCCAAUUGAACGCAAACCUAGUUACUGAUGUGGUUUUCCAACAGCAAGGCUCAGUGCAACAUGGCAGAAGUGUUGCCAGUAACCACGUUUCCAUCCACAGUUUUUAUGGUAAAAAUACUUAAUGACCUUUGAUCACAUGAACUUUGUAAAAUUCAUGCAGUCAACAUGUAGGUGCAAGUCAGGCAAUUUUUAUCCUAGUAAUGUAAUACACUUUGAAAGGCCGUGAACUUCACAAAAGUGAUCCACUCGAACGCGCCCCCUGUGAUGCAAUCCUUUGAAGAGGCAUAAAAACUGCAUGCACCGACUAGCUACAUCUAAUCACAGAAUCGAGUUGAAUAUAAUAGAAUAACUGUUUGCGCAAUAAUACAUAAGAUCAAUUCACAAACUGCAUUGAUUAUGUUUAUACUAAACAUAAAUUGUAAAUUUAUUACUUUCCUAAAUAGACAGAAAUGCACUUGCCAAUGAGCUCUUCAGACAGCAAUAACAGGACAACAUCAACUGCCCUUACUGAAGACAGAUCUGACUGUGCUUCUGGUUGUGGCAUCAUGACAUGAUAAUGACAAUGCAAGAUUAAACAAAACUGUUUUGUGCAAUGAAUUCCAUCCCAUUCUUACCCAGUGGUAGUGGUUAUUUUUGACACAAGGUGGCGCCAAAGUCUGUCCAUACCAUACAAUUAGGAAUUAGACACAUUUUAUAGGAUCUCUAUGGUCCACACACUCAACAGGGGAAUAGAUUAUUGAGUGACGUCACCUCGGGUUGUCGUUCUAUCAGUUGUGCGCGCUAUUCCACUCCACUGUUUAUUGCUCCACCAGUGCAGGGAGCAGACGGACAGAUAUGAGCGCGCAGAGAUAAACUAUAUUUGGAUGUAUGAAUAUAUGGAUGUGGUCGCUGCGCUAGGAUUAUGCCAUAUUUGUACAUUCAAGAGGUCUAGAAGGGCCACAGUCCUGUGGCCAUCCAGUCUGCCACCUUCACCUUUGAAGAGGGUGCCAAUGCCAACCUAUUAGAAAGGAUUAACCAGAAUUUGCCACCUCACAUAAAGAGGUGAGAACAUCCCAUUGCCAUGGGGAACCAGCUGACCGAGAUAGCCCCCAACACUCCUUUCCUGCAAAACUUCCAGUCCUUACACGUUGUGGUGAUUGGCCUGGAUGCGGCUGGCAAAACCUCUCUGCUCUACAGACUGAAACUCAAGGAGUUUGUCAAGACCAUCCCGACCAAGGGCUUUAACACGGAGAAGAUCAAGGUAGCGGUGGGCAGCUCGCGGGCCAUCACCUUCCAGGUCUGGGACGUAGGGGGCCAGGAGAAGCUACGGCCCCUCUGGAAGUCGUACACGAGGCGGACCGAUGGCAUGGUGUUCGUGGUGGACUCCACCGAGACCGAACGUAUGGAGGAGGCCAAGGUGGAGCUUCACAAGAUCACCCGUACCUCGGAGAACCAGGGGGUGCCCGUCCUGGUGCUGGCCAACAAGCAGGACCUGGCCUCAGCUCUGUCUGUGAAUGAGGUGGAGAAGGCCCUGGCUGUCCAUGAACUGAAUGCCUCCACACUGCACCAUGUACAGAGCUGCAGCGCCGUGGAUGGACAGGGCUUACAACCAGGCCUAGAGAAACUCUACGAGAUGAUCUUGAUGAGGAAGAAGAUGGUGAAACACAACAAACAUAGAAAGAGAUAAGCCUUUGGUUGUCCUGAGUUACAGAGAUAUUUAUGUACUGACUAUGUAACUCUUUGAGCAGAAGUCCCGCCCCUUUAAAUAAAAAGGAGGGCUUUUUGGCCAACAAAGAUGGCCCAGGGGACAGGAGAAAUGGAUUUGGCCUUUAUGUGACAUGCAGUAUUGAUACACUGUGUCUUUCAUACCUUGUAUUAGCCACACAGCUGCCAUUUGGAUGCAAGAAAUAUGUAAUAGCCACAACAGAAUGUAGCUGCCUAUGACAUAUUUUAUCACACAAAGUUGGACUCACUUGUUUGCACCACAACACAUUAGGAAUAUGAUACUGAACUUUGAACUCUGUACUCUGGAUUUACAUGACACAUUUACAUUAUAUGAAGCUAAAUGGUAUAGAUAUCAAAUGGGACACCAAGGCUAUUACAGUAUUAUUAUUAUUAUUAUUAUUAUUAUUAAUACUUUUUUAUUCCAAGUGCAUUGCACUUAUACCACAGAGGUUAAGUUUCAGUUGGAUUCACACUGUUUUCAGAAGUUGUAAACUGUUUGUAACACUGAAUAAUUAAUAAAUCAGCACACUGUGUUAAA
Messenger RNA from Oncorhynchus kisutch (coho salmon), 3157 nucleotides. Its product is annotated as ADP-ribosylation factor-like protein 4D. Bases 1976 to 2581 code for a protein of 201 amino acids. The record is from RefSeq and is a predicted model, not a curated record. Gene Ontology annotation, molecular function: GTP binding; GTPase activity. NCBI's taxonomy places the organism in Eukaryota, Metazoa, Chordata, Actinopteri, Salmoniformes, Salmonidae. The transcript has 2 exons.